GCGGGCCAUGAAUAUGGCCUUCGCGGAGUUUGUUAACAAAACCCGACUAACUCAACCCCUGAUCAAUUUCUGCGUGAUUGUGUAUAUGGAUGAUAUCUUGGUCUUUUCGAAAACGUAUGAGUACAGCGUGGAACACAUUGAGUGGGUGUUGCAUGCAUUGAAAGAUGCGGGGUUCAAAGUGGCUCUGGAGAAAAGCGAGUUCUUUCUAUUUGAAAUUUUAUUUUUGGGCUAUAUCGUCACGGUCGAGGGACUAAAAUUGGAUCCCAGGAAGGAAGCAGCGGUUCGAGAAGCCCUAGCCCCGGUCACGCUCACUCAGUUUCGAGCCUUCCUAGGGCUGGCCUCUUAUUAUGGACGCUUCAUUCGGAGCUUUGCUUGCCUCGCCAAGCCACUGACGAGCCUGCUGAAGAAGGAGGAGCAGCUGAUCUGGACGCCGAAAUGCGAGGCGGCUUUUCAGGCACUCAAGGAGGCUCUGACAUCGGCACCCGUGUUGGCGCGUCCCGACCCGACGAGACAGUUUGUGCUACAUACGGAUUGGCAGCCGCAGGCGAUAUCGACGGUGCUGACUCAGCAGGGAACGGACGGAAGGGAGCACGUCAUUGAGUAUGCGUCUAAGACGCUGAGCCAGACGCAGUCUAAUUACGAAGCAUGCAAAGGGGAAUGCCUUGCGGUGGUGUGGGGGAUUGAGCAUUUCCGACCGUAUCUUUACGGCCUGAAAUUCGUGCUGGUAACGGAUCAUCAGCCGCUGCUGUCCCUACGCCACAACACGGACUACACAGGGACGCUGGGAAGGUGGGCGGUGCGCCUGCAGGACUAUGACUUUGACAUUCGCCACCGUGCCACGCGGCAGCAUGGCUACGCCGAUGGAUUAACGCGCCUCCUGCCGCCCAACAAGUGUCCCGCCAACGAGCGACUCAUCCCGUGGAAGCUGGAAGCCAUUCCGACGGAACCGCGCUACGGGGAACUGCACCACUACCCCAACUGGGGCCUUCCAGAUGCAGCGCCCAGCAAGGUGAUGAAGAUGGUGUCUACCAUAGCCAGGGGGGAUGAAGACUCCUCGCGAAUAAGUGUUCACAGGGAGGAGGAGAAGGAGGAGAAGAAGGAGGAGGAGGAGGAGGCGGAGGAGGUGGAGAAGGAGGAGGAGGAGGAGGAAGGGCCGCCGCAGUGAGGUCAACUGUGACAAGUCGGGUCCGAGAAAAUAAGUUCGCAGUCAUGACAUUCGGUGGGAGAAGUGUUGCCCGGGCUGGACAUAGCCCGGAGGGGAUGACGACAAGGGAGAAGAGGAGGAGGAGAGCGACGGGGAGGAGGAUAUGGGGAAGGAGGAAGAGGCCAAAGAGGAACAGCAGCAGCAAGGUACACCAAGAGAAGAGGAUCCGGGAAAGAACUUCGCCGAGUUCGAGGUAACAUCAGAAAAGUCCAGCAGGAGGCACGCCACCGACAAGGGAAUCGGACGGAAAAAAGGGGUCCUUCAGUAAAGGGAACGGAGUUCA
Chara braunii is the source of this 1487-nucleotide messenger RNA. The record is from the annotation of a GenBank genome assembly. NCBI's taxonomy places the organism in Eukaryota, Viridiplantae, Streptophyta, Charophyceae, Charales, Characeae.